Varanus komodoensis (Komodo dragon) is the source of this 1090-nucleotide messenger RNA. RefSeq names its product protein phosphatase 2 catalytic subunit beta (gene PPP2CB). The record is from RefSeq and is a predicted model, not a curated record. Gene Ontology annotation, biological process: mitotic cell cycle; peptidyl-serine dephosphorylation. The transcript has 4 exons. Lineage: Eukaryota; Metazoa; Chordata; Lepidosauria; Squamata; Varanidae. The coding region runs from base 203 to 883 and encodes 226 amino acids. Gene Ontology annotation, cellular component: cytosol. Gene Ontology annotation, molecular function: protein serine/threonine phosphatase activity.
GAGCGAGUGGGGCCUGCGCUUCUCGCGCGCGAUCUAGGCGGGCCGUUGGGCUGCUGGUCGUCGGCCCGGGCCUCCGCGCCCUCUCCCUGCCCCCUAGGCGGCAGCCUCCUCGUUCUUUUCCCCGCGCCGCCCCGAAGCACGCCGCCCUGGCCGCGCCGCCCAGCAUUCCCUUCCCUCAAAAUUAAGCGGGCGGCGGGCCGGCAUGGAGGACAAGAGCUUCACGAAGGAGCUGGACCAAUGGAUCGAGCAGCUCAACGAGUGCAAGCAGCUGAGCGAAAGCCAAGUGCGGAGCCUCUGCGAGAAGGCUAAAGAAAUACUUACAAAAGAAUCAAAUGUUCAAGAAGUACGCUGUCCUGUUACAGUUUGUGGGGAUGUCCAUGGUCAAUUCCAUGACCUUAUGGAGCUCUUUAGAAUUGGUGGGAAAUCACCAGACACAAACUAUCUCUUCAUGGGAGACUAUGUUGACAGGGGCUACUACUCUGUAGAAACUGUGACUCUUCUUGUGGCAUUAAAAGUGCGCUACCCUGAGCGCAUCACAAUUUUACGAGGCAACCAUGAAAGCAGACAAAUCACACAAGUAUAUGGCUUCUAUGAUGAAUGUCUACGGAAAUAUGGAAAUGCCAAUGUAUGGAAGUAUUUUACAGAUCUGUUUGAUUAUCUUCCACUUACAGCUCUAGUAGAUGGGCAGAUAUUCUGUCUCCAUGGAGGUCUUUCUCCAUCUAUAGAUACACUGGAUCAUAUCAGAGCUCUUGAUCGUCUGCAAGAAGUUCCACAUGAGGUAACCAGUGACACUUUGUUCCCAUUUUGCAGAGAUAUUGUUGGGCUUUUAUCAAAAGCUAGAAGGCACUAUAUCAUGUUUCUUAAAAUUGAAGCAAAGCAUUAAAUGAAUGGGAGGGAAUUCAGAAAGAGCAUGACAUUGCUGGAAAAGAGGGGUGGGGGAAGUAAAACCACCGCUUCCUCCCUUCCAGCAUAAGUUCAGCUGGGCUUUGGAUGAGGUAGAUCCUGGUCCUUGGCUCUCCCUGGGCAGUAGGAGUAGGGUUGCUUACUGACUCACCGCAACUUUACUAGGUGCUGGGUGCAUCCCUUGCUC